This is a messenger RNA of Cuscuta campestris, 1743 nucleotides long. NCBI's taxonomy places the organism in Eukaryota, Viridiplantae, Streptophyta, Magnoliopsida, Solanales, Convolvulaceae. The record is from the annotation of a GenBank genome assembly.
CUGAGCGUGUAGUUUGUUUUACUUGCUACACGCAGAAUGAGUCAGGACUCGACUCACGGUCAGGCAAACCCUCACGCAGAGCCUGAGCACGUUAGUGUGCAUACAGUGCACACUGAGGCAUCCAGUUACGUGCCCCAGCAGCAGCAGCCUCAGCCGAAACCUCAGCCAGUUCCGGAGCAGUUCGCGGGUCAGAACCCGAAAUUAGCCAUUCCGAUGUUCCAACCACAAAUGGUUGUGAACAUGUUCCAGUUCUUCCAGCAGAUGGCUGGAGCGCACGUACCUCCACCACCACCACCUCCUGCACCCAUUAUCUCGAUUGAAAAACUCAAGAGGAAUGGGGCACAGGAAUUCUGCGGUGAUCAGAUAGCGGACCCUCAAAUAGCCAAGCGUUGGCAAGAACGCACGGUGAGGGUACUGGAGAAUUUGAAGGUACCUGUCGAGGAUUGGGGACAGCAUGCCAUAUCCAUAUUGCAAGAUGCCGCCUAUGAUUGGUGGAAGCGAGUGGGCGCCAACAUUCCCGUGCCAGUACCAUGGACUACCUUCGAGCCACUCUUCAGAGCAGAGUAUGUGCCCGAUCACUUUGUCGAGGCCAAAUAUGAGGAAUUCUCCAAUUUCACUCAGGGGAAGCUAACUCUCCCCGAGUAUCGUCAGCAAUUUGAUGGAUUGGCCGAGUUUGGUAAAGACUUGGUCAACACCAUGGAGAAGCGCUGCAAGAAGUUCAUCAAGGGUAUGAGACCCGACCUGUCGUCAACACUCAUAAUUGCUCCCCGAGCCGACAUCAACGAUGUCUAUAAGAAAGCUCUUGAGCUGAACGAGGAACUCAUCAGGAAAGCUGCGUAUGAGCAGGCACUUUUGGAAGAAAGUCGAACCGUCCAAUCAGGCCCAAGAAUGGGACAUGGUAGCAAGAGGACCUUCUCCGCACCGAGCAAUUCUCGCCACGAUAAGCGAGCAAAGUCUACUCCCUCUACAUCUGUGGCUGUCACUAGCAGGUCACUUUCAGAACGAUUGCCCGACGAACCCAGACAAGGUCUUCCCCACAGCACCAGGCACGCCGAGUGUUUCUACUGUUUGGCAGGCCGAACCUACCCAGAGUCAUCGUUCUUGCUUUCCAGCAAUGGUAAGGUUCUCCCAUCGAUGGGAAGACAUGUAGUGGAAAUGGAGGAAAAAGUGAAGGCAGCCUUCCCAGUGAUGGAAACUCUUGAGCAUCCGGUAGUUGUGUCGAACCCACAAGGACACAGUCUACGUCUCCAACAUGUUUAUUAUCAAUGUCCGUUGAUGGCUCAAGGAAAGAUAUUCUUAGCCGAUCUCAUUGAACUCCCUCACAAGGAGUUUGACGUUAUACUUGGCAUGGACUGGUUGACAAAACACCAGGCUAUUGUCGAGUGCAAGGAACGAGUGGUAAAACUUCGUACAGACGACGGUAACGAAGUGACCAUUCGGGGAGAACUUCUACCGAAAGCUCCAGAAUUCAUCUCUUUUAUGCAAGCAAAACGGGUCAUUCGCAGGAAAUGCGAAGCAUUCUUGUGCACUGUUAAGGAUAUGCAGAAGGAAACACCUAAUAACCAUAAGGACAUAUCUGUGGUUUGUGACUUUCUUGAUGUAUUUCCUGAUGAACUUCCAGGUCUACCUCCUCCAAGGGAAGUAGAAUUUUCCAUUGAUCUUAUACCUAGUACAGGACCUAUCUCAGCUUCACCUUAUCAAAUGGCCCUACAGAAAUGAAGGAAUUAAAAGCUCAAUUGCAGG